GCGAAAGCAUUUUGUUUCUUCAUUCUUCCCUCCGUUCAUGAACCUUGCAGGUAAGUAUUCUUUCCUUCUUCGUUUUUUUUUUUUAUUUGCUUGAGUAAAUUGAGUUGCACUAUCCCUGUUCUAAAAGUAGCAAGUAUAUAUCGUCCCUUUUUUUUCUUAAUAUUUUUGCCAAAAAAAACAAAAGAAAUCAUAUUUGUUUAGUGAUUGAUAUCGUUGAUAAGUGAUUUAUUUUCAGAGAAUUAGAACACAAAGAGGGCUGGAGGGGAGCCUACUUAUCCAAGUUACCGCUUAAGAAAUUAAACUGGCCAUGAGAGUUAGUGAUUCAAAUGGAUCCCCAAAUCCAACCAGGCUUGAGGGUAAAAUAACUGCUCUGGUGGUGUGUUGGGUUUUGGGUUUGGGAUCCCUUCUUGCUUGGAACACUUUACUCACUAUUGGAGACUAUUACUAUGAGUUGUUCCCUCGGUAUCAUCCUGCGAGGGUGCUCACUCUAAUUUACCAGCCACUUGGACUUGUAACAAUGAUUAUACUUACCAGUCAAGAAGCAAAAAUUGACACAAGGAAGCGCAACUUGGCUGGUUAUACCCUUUUCUUCCUUUCCACAUUUGGACUCUUACUUUUAGAUAUUGGGACGUCGGGAAAAGGUGGAACUGGAAGUUAUGUAGCUAUAUGUAUUCUAGUUGCUGGCUAUGGCAUUGCUGAUUCUCUUGCUUCAGGUGGAAUGGUUGGAGAUCUAUCUUUUAUGUGCCCGGAAUUUAUCCAAUCAUUCUUUGCUGGUCUUGCUGCCUCAGGGGCUUUGACAUCUGGUUUAAGAUUGAUGACAAAAGCUGCCUUUGAAAAAUCACAUAACGGUCUUCGCAAAGGCGCUAUUAUGUUUCUUGCCAUCUCCACACUCAUCGAGUUUCUCUGCGUUUUAUUAUAUAAAUAUGUCUUCCCUAAGCUACCAAUUGUGAAGCAUUUCCGUUCAAAGGCUGCAUUAGAGGGAUCAAAAACAGUUAAAACUGACCUCGUAGUUGCUGGAAUCCAUAAAUUGGUUGAUGAUGAAACCCAAAUGGAAAGGCUAAGUACCAAACAAUUGUUGUGGCAAAACAUCGAUUACGCAUUGGAUUUAUUCCUGGUGUAUGGCCUAACUUUCUCAAUUAUACCCGGAUUUUUGUACGAGAAUACUGGGUCUCACAAGUUAGGAUCCUGGUAUCCUCUGGUUUUGAUAACAAUGUACAACGUUUUCAAUUUUAUCUCGAGAUACAUCCCUCUUAUCGAAUGCUUGAAGAUAAAGAAUCGAAAAAUUCUCAUGUUAGUAGUACUAUCUCGCCUCUUCCUCAUCCCGGCAUUCUAUUUCACUGCAAAAUAUGGUGAUCAAGGAUGGAUGAUAAUGCUCACUUCCUUAGUAGGGCUAACAAAUGGUUAUCUCACUGUCUGUGUUUUUACCGCAGCUCCGAAGGGUUAUAAGGGACCAGAGCAAAAUGCACUAGGAAAUUUGUUGUUUUUGUUCCUUGAUGGAGGAUUAACUUCAGGUGUGGCAUUGGAUUGGUUAUGGCUUAUUGGAAAUGGAAUAUUUUAGACUAGAUAUAGUGUAAAACAACAUGCUAUAUAUAUAUAUAUAUAUAUAUAUAUAUAUAUAUAUAUAUAGCGGCUUCAUUACCACAUUAUCUGAUAAAUGAAGUAGUCAAAACUCAAAUUGAGACUAUAAUAAUAAGGAAAGAAAUAAAGUGAGUCGAGCUGUCUAGGUUCCGACCGGGAGAGAUUAGAUCUGUCGAUUUUUAUAUAUGUCAUUGUUCAUUUGUAUAUUGAAAAAGAAGACCCAUCUGUAUAGGAAUGGAAUGCAUUUAAUUCC
Molecule: messenger RNA, 1831 nt
Organism: Oldenlandia corymbosa var. corymbosa
Lineage: Eukaryota; Viridiplantae; Streptophyta; Magnoliopsida; Gentianales; Rubiaceae
Source: the annotation of a GenBank genome assembly